Fulvia fulva is the source of this 1746-nucleotide messenger RNA. RefSeq lists its product as uncharacterized. The record is from RefSeq and is a predicted model, not a curated record. The transcript has a single exon. NCBI's taxonomy places the organism in Eukaryota, Fungi, Ascomycota, Dothideomycetes, Mycosphaerellales, Mycosphaerellaceae. Bases 1 to 1746 code for a protein of 581 amino acids.
AUGACCACCUCGGGACUUGACCAUUUGCCAGCCGAUCUUUUGAAUGUCUUGCCCUCAUACUCGCUGGCCAUCCAUCAACCCUUCGACCGUGCUAGACCAACACAGCUCAAACAGGGAGCUGUGCUGUAUCUGUUCGGCGCGGACCAUAUGAAACAGCAGAAUGCGCACCGUACAGGUAUAUACGAACACGGCGUGCGAAAGCUAGACCCCGGCCAACAGAACCCAUUAUCUGUCGUUGGGGACAAGGACUUCGUGUUCGAACAUCCAAUCCUUGUCAUUUCUCGACCCUGCAACGAACCAGGUGUCAUCCACUUCUGCUCUAUGACAUCCUUCGGGGGCAGAACGGUCCAAGAACAGUUCAAGGGCAAUCGACAGUUGGAAUCGCAGUUCUACCUUGCCCUACAGCGAGUACAUCCUAUCAUAACCCAUCUUACACUGAACUACGCUCGUGGAGCUAUAGCAAGGAAGUCCGGCUAUGUCCGAACCGAUACUGUAUACAGCGCGUCUAUCGCCAACGUUGUGCGCUUUCACAACGGGAAGAAACCUGAGGAUCAAAUGAACUCUGAUGCUUGGGACCUGGACGAGGCAUCUUUGAAUUGUGUACUGUGGUUUGUUCAGCAGCAUACUGGCUAUGUGCCGACGACACAGCACAAGCUCACAGAGAUGGAACAGCUGCAAAGCCACAACAUCUUUCUGGAGCAUGUACUGUGGGCUGUAAGACAACGAGAGCAAAUGACCAAAACGGCACUGAACAAAACCCAGCUCGAUCACAUAUUCGGUGGUGACGAUGAAGCUGCUGUUCCUUCUCCUACAGAAGCGCUUUACGACAUGACCGACGUUGAAGGACAACGUAUCACCGUGCGGCUACCACUUGCUUCUACCAGCGUUGUCGAGUAUGUCAGCUCAUCCCGCGAAAAUUCCUCUGCUCACGGAGGUGAGCGCUAUGUAAUCCCCAGACGCGGCCAGCACACGGCUGCGGCAGAUACGAUCAUGCCCGAUGCACGUACAGCCGAUGGGGCUGAGACUAAUGAGUCAAAACAUGCCACAGCGUCCACUAACGAUAGCCGUUUCGUUGCAGGACAUGUGGCUAGCAGUGCCCAUGCCGUCUCUACCACAGCCGCCGAGCCUCGAAGACCCGGAUCGUCCACGCUAGCUAGCUAUGACGAGAUCCUCGAGCCCAUACUCGCUGAGCAUGACGGUUCUUAUCUCGUACGCCUCGGAGCUCACUACACUGCGCUUUCCGGAGGAUUUCGAAUCCCACGAAGAGAAGAUUUCAUUGUUGACAACACCACGGUGGCAUUCAUGCCAAGAGCUAUGGGCGAAGUCAACAAGGAGCACCAGUACAAGGCCUUCAGCAACAUCAUUUACGCUGUGACAACACGGAGCGGCCAAUUGCCAUACAAUUUCACCCGGCCUUUAUGGAUGGUAAACGUGAGCUUUACGAUUGAACACUACUACGAACCUCACCGAAUGAAGGGCAAAUUGUUCCCGACAUCAGACAGUGAGAUGGUUGUCUUCAUUACAAGGAACCUCGCUGUAGAUGGGUCUUCGCUGGCAUUCGCAAUCCCUUCUUCAGGAAUUUCUUCUAUUGAUUGCUCAGGGAGCGACUAUGUUCUGCGCACUGACGGUAUCGACAUCUCAUUCAAGUUUGCUGGCAACAGAUCCGAAAAGGUUGCUACUAGUGUGAUCGGAGGACUGCAAGACAUGGUUGGAAGGUACUCACUGACUGGACCGAGGGAGGAAUAG